Sinocyclocheilus grahami is the source of this 1309-nucleotide messenger RNA. RefSeq names its product phospholamban 1 (gene pln1). Gene Ontology annotation, cellular component: membrane; sarcoplasmic reticulum. Bases 280 to 453 code for a protein of 57 amino acids. Gene Ontology annotation, molecular function: ATPase inhibitor activity. The record is from RefSeq and is a predicted model, not a curated record. The transcript has 3 exons. Lineage: Eukaryota; Metazoa; Chordata; Actinopteri; Cypriniformes; Cyprinidae. Gene Ontology annotation, biological process: negative regulation of heart rate; negative regulation of calcium ion import into sarcoplasmic reticulum; negative regulation of ATPase-coupled calcium transmembrane transporter activity.
UUUUCUCUCUCCUCCUCUACUCCACCCCUCCACUUUUUCUGCCAUAAACUUUCGAACUCCACAUUGCUGCCACAGACCCUCCUUUCCUCUAAAACCAGAGCAACAGGAUUGAAUCCCAAUACUCUCCAUCUACAGAUUUAGCCAACCGAAUCACGUCCUCCAUCACUACAACAACCAGCACUGCUUCCUCCUCACACGGCUCUCCACUCCACCUCGCGGUACUGCCGUCCUUCUUCCUCUCUCUUCCACACUAAUCCAUCCCACCCACCCCUCCUCGACAUGGAGAAGGUGCAGCACAUCACGCGGGCGGCCAUUCGGCGGGCGUCCACCAUGGAGAUUCCCCAGCAGGCCAAGCAAAACAUGCAGGAGCUCUUCGUCAACUUCUGCCUCAUCCUCAUCUGCCUGCUGCUCAUCUACAUCAUUGUCUUGCUAAUCUCUUUCCACGGCAUGUGAGAGACCAGUGUGAUGUAACCUGCUCAUCCUCCUUUUCACUGGCAAACAAGAAGAACCUCCAAUUGGGGCCGAUCACACUCAGGAUACACUUCCACACAGCUGAACGACCCAGGAAAUCUCCAUCCCAUCACUAUGGAUCUGAUCAAUAACCGAGGACUAAACCUGCUGCUCAACUUCCUGCUUAUUGUUGUGGCUCUACUGCUCAUGCUGAUUCUGGUCAAGCUCAUGUGACCCGAAAUGGUCAGAAACAAGAAUUAUUGGUAUAAGAGGGACGUAUGUUUCAGAGACUUCUACGCUCUCUACCUCCAAAACCAAUUUAAGGUUCCUUACAUGACCAGAAGAACCUGUGCAAAAUGAUUGACAGGCCGAGAAUGUUUCUGAUUGGCUGAUUUUCUGAUGUAGACUUUUCCCCUUUAUAAUUUUGUUUUUCACUGUCACAGAGACUUUCUCAGGGCACAUAUUUCACUCAUUUGAAUCAGAUAGUAGGGACGUUUUGAAAGCCUGGUGUUAAAAACAUCAGUUAACAACUUUAGCGUAUGAUACACGCUUUGCUAGAUCUUAAUGGAGGAGUAAGGUAUAUGCUAAAAACUGAUCAAAAAUGCUGGUACAUAGUAGUUACCAAAAACAAAGUGUCACUGCGCCCUCUAGUGGUUGCUGCCUCUUACAUCUCAAAACCAACAACAAUUCCAAAACAAUGGAAUUUAGAUCAAAAUUAGAACUUUUUCUGUGAACAGCAGGUUUGGAUUCAAGUACAUGGUCAAAUGAAUUAAAUAUUCGAUGAAAAUAUAGAUGAGCACUCAAAUCACACCGCACACCACUGACAGUGACACUAUUAAAAAUCUGUAUUUUCCUGCAA